Molecule: messenger RNA, 1081 nt
Organism: Lactuca virosa
Lineage: Eukaryota; Viridiplantae; Streptophyta; Magnoliopsida; Asterales; Asteraceae
Source: the annotation of a GenBank genome assembly
AUGACAAUGAAUUCAGUAAUCUGUAAAAAACUAAGCAACAAUGCACGAUCUGAGGAUGUUGUUUUAGUUUCAGGGCUUCAAAGAUGCGGAAAGAGUUGUCGAUUGAGAUGGAUAAACUAUUUGAGACCAGAUAUCAGAAGAGGAAAAUUUACACACGAUGAAGAGAAGUUGAUCAUCAAUCUUCACAGCGUUGUGGGAAACAAAUGGGCCCACAUAGCAAGUCAUUUGCCCGGAAGAACAGAUAAUGAGAUCAAGAAUUAUUGGAAUUCUUGGAUCAAGAAGAAGAUUAACCGGAAGCCCUCAUCAACAAGCAUGAUGACACGUCUAAGUACAACUUCUACAAGCAUAGAUCAACCACAUUCCGACUGUGGGUACAACCCAACCCAUUUGAGUUUCUUGAAUCAAGAUUUGUGCAUCAACAACAUCAAGCAACCAAAUCAAGAAACAGUAUUCUCUUCUCCUUUGAGCUCAUUAUUCAUGCUUGACACAAGCGGUUCCGUACUAGAAGGGCACAAUGGGGAUUGCAUUACACAAACCGAGUAUUUCAAUGACUCGAUGUGGCAAAUGAACAAGAAUCAAAUCCCGGAAUUGCCCUCACAAGUGCUAAACUUUGCCACAAAUAACAGCAUUUAUUCAGGCUAUUUGCCACCAUUAAUGGAGAAUUUAGAUGGCAUGGUACAGGGACAAAAUUGCGAUUUGAACAAUGGGGAAGGAAGAGAGUGCUUAAUUCAAAAGCAACAAGAUUUUAAUGAAUGGGUUGAGGAUCAAACAAACCAGCAAUGUCCAGGCUAUUUAUUUUGGGAUGAUGAACAUCAAGAAGUACAGCUUGGUGGUGAAGAGAUUGUUGUUCAUUCUGCAUCAAACAUAGGACCUACAUUAUCUACGUAUCCUACAUCAUUAUAGAGAUUGCCAUGAAAAGGGUUUGACUGUUUCUUCAUUCUUUGACUUUUUUAUUUUUUGUUUUUUAUUUUUUAUUUUUUGUUUUUUGGGUUGGUGAGAGUUUGCAACUAGCGAAAAUACAUAUGCAUGCAAGGAUUUCUUUUGUUUAUGUAUAAAGAAUGACAUUACAAGAAAAAAUUAC